Amaranthus tricolor (Joseph's coat) is the source of this 2313-nucleotide messenger RNA. RefSeq names its product protein ACCELERATED CELL DEATH 6-like. The record is from RefSeq and is a predicted model, not a curated record. The transcript has 3 exons. NCBI's taxonomy places the organism in Eukaryota, Viridiplantae, Streptophyta, Magnoliopsida, Caryophyllales, Amaranthaceae. Gene Ontology annotation, molecular function: protein phosphatase regulator activity; protein phosphatase 1 binding. Gene Ontology annotation, cellular component: plasma membrane. The coding region runs from base 233 to 2215 and encodes 660 amino acids.
UGAUUGAACAAUUGUUAAAUAUGAAAAUGAAAUAAAUAAAGACAAUUUAAAGUAACAUUUGAUAUAUAUUGAAUGAAACGGAAACUUAAGCAUGCUUAUAAAAUAUCAAAAACCUCCUUCUUUCCACCUCAUAUUUUUGUUUUGAACCAUUAACUAAAUCAACCCCACUUAGAAAAGACUCCACCAUUCAUCAUUGACUUCACAACCUACUCAAAAAUACCUCAUCAUAUCCAUGGAACAAGAACAUCAUCUUCAAACAGAUGCCCAACCUACAGAUGAACCAAUCAGUACUGGCAGCUACUGUAUCGAAAUCCAAUCAUCAUCUAACACCAACAUACCAGAAUCACCAACUAAUAUCACCAUCCAUGCCCUCCAUAUUUCCAUGCUCCUCCAAAAUGAUAUUCAAGGGUUCAUGUCACAAGAUAUCAACUUGUCCGAUCUUCGUUCGGAUACUAAUAAAAACUCAAUUUUUCAUUUAGCAGCGAGUAUUGGACGAUCAGAGUUCAUUAAUGAGUUCGCCAAUGAUAAUCGAAUGCUUCUAACGUUACCGAACUUGAAUGGUGAUCUUCCAAUUCAUGUUGCAGCAAGGGCUUGCCAGUUUGAGGUUGUUAAAAAUUUGGUUAGGGUUUCUGAAGAGAUUGGCUCGAUGUUGGAGACUAAAAAUGAGGAGGGGAAUACGGCUCUGCAUAUUGCAUUAGAGAAUCAGCAACAGGAUAUGGCUAGCUUUUUGUUUAAAAAAUGCCCGAAAACAUUUUAUAGCACCAACACACACAAGAUUUCUCCUCUUUAUUUGGCUAUUAAAGCUGAAUUUUGGGAUCUUGUGAAUGAUAUGCUUGAUCGUGGUACAACUGACACUGAGGCUGACACUGAUGAGGCUGAGACUCAUUUAAUGAAUGGGUACUCUGUUAUCCAUGCUGCAAUUGUUGCCGAAAAUAUAGAUAUCAUGAAAAAGAUACUCGACCUUUCUUCGGAUUUAAUAAUGUACCUAGAAGAUGAACAGAAAAGGUAUCCAAUAUCAUAUGCUGCUUACACAGGCUUUCUUGAAGGCGUUAAAUAUAUCCUCCAAACCUAUGAAAAUGAAGCCCUUAAAAUGGAUGCUAAUGGUUGGUACCCAAUUCAUUGGGCUUGUAGUGGAGGCUACCUAAAAAUAGUGAAGUAUUUUUUCUUCUCGAACUUACCUAAAAAGACAUGGUUACUUCUAACCGAAAACGGACAAAGUAUUCUUCACGUUGCAGCAGCAUGCGGAAGAACAGAGAUUGUUAAGUUUAUUUUACGACAACCCGAAUGCGCGACGAUGAUCAACAUGAAAGAUAAAAAUGGAAAUACUCCUUUGCAUUUGGCUUCCAUGGGAAAACAUCCUUGUGUUGUUUAUGCAUUCACAUGGGAUGAUAGGGUUUUGUUGAGACUUCAAAAUAAUAAAAGAGAAACUGCUCUUGACUUGGCUCACAAUUAUGGGGAAUAUGCAUCGUUUAAAGAGCGAAUGACAUGGUUAUCCUUAAGAUACGCGGGAGUUCCAAACGCCCCACAAUAUCACUACUUUAAAUUUAACGACGUACUUAUAGUGGAGCCGACCAUGGUGAACACUACCCCUAGUAACCACAAUAACAACACAUCCACAGCUUUCUGCAUAGUCGGAGACCAACAAGCCCACCCUCUAGUCAAUACCAAUUCCUACAAGAAAAGGACUAAAUACAAGGAAAGAAUCAACACACUCCUAUUGGUUGCCACUCUCGUAGCCACCGUCACAUUCGCUUGUGGAUUUAGCGUCCCAGGUGGUUAUAGAAAUGACGAUCCCCACUCAGGGAUGGCUACCUUGGCUCAUAGACGUGCCUUUCAAGUGUUCGUUGUUACCGACAUUCUCGCCAUGUGUAGUGCCAUUCUCUCGGUCAUUUCACUAGUUUGGGCUCAUUUGGAUGAUCUACGUCUUGUGCUCUUGUCGCUGCGCUUUGCGCUGCCUUUGCUUGGAUUCUCUCUAGCCAUGAUGUUGUUUGCAUUCAUAUCAGGUUUUUAUGUAACGGUUCACACGUUAGUUCCUCGGUUAGGUAUUGCAGUCUUAUCUAUAGGAGGCUUCUCUAUAUUUACACUUCUGAUUUUUUAUAUCCCUCUCAUUUUACCUUUGUCUCGUAUUAGGAAUAAGUUUUUACGUUAUUUGUUUCAUAUUCCCUUUACCCUUAUGUUAUUAGCUUGUGAUAAGUCUAAGAAUGGACCACAUUAGUCAUUUUAAUUAUAUUUUUCUUAAGAUCAUCAAUUUUUGUUUUAUUUAACUGGUAAAUGUAAAAUAUUAUUACCUUUGUUAGAUAUUGUGGCACAUAA